Molecule: messenger RNA, 2221 nt
Organism: Pistacia vera
Lineage: Eukaryota; Viridiplantae; Streptophyta; Magnoliopsida; Sapindales; Anacardiaceae
Product: pyruvate decarboxylase 2
Exons: 6
Coding region: 224-2044 (606 amino acids)
Molecular function (GO): thiamine pyrophosphate binding; carboxy-lyase activity; magnesium ion binding
Source: RefSeq, a predicted model, not a curated record
CGUACUAGAGAAAAACCAUUUUCUCCCAAGCACUACUGCCUUUCACUAAAUCGCCCCUGGUUUCACUAUCACAGUAAAACCCUCCUUGUUAUAAAUUGUCCUUCUUUCAUCUCCUUUGGAAACAAACAAAACCCAUCAGUUUCUUUUCAUCAAACAAAAUGCUUUUAUAUUUUUUCUUCAUUACAUUUGUCAUCAAAUUUAUUCAGAUUCCUUACAAUCAACCAUGGACACAAAGAUUGGAUCACUUGACACCUGCAAGCCUUCCUGUAAUGACUUGGCUUGCCCAGCAAACGGGCUUGUUUCAACCAUCCAAAGCUCUGUUUCACCGUCCUCAAUAGUCAACCCGUCGGAGUCGACUCUCGGUCGCCACCUCGCUCGCCGACUCGUUCAAGUUGGUGUCACCGACGUGUUCUCUGUCCCCGGUGACUUUAACUUGACUCUUCUUGACCAUUUAAUCGCUGAGCCCGGGCUUAACUUGAUCGGCUGCUGUAACGAACUGAAUGCUGGGUAUGCCGCAGAUGGGUACGCGCGGUCGCGAGGUGUCGGCGCGUGUGUGGUUACUUUCACCGUCGGUGGUCUUAGCGUCCUCAAUGCCAUUGCUGGAGCUUACAGUGAAAAUUUGCCUCUGAUUUGUAUAGUUGGAGGGCCAAACUCAAAUGAUUAUGGAACCAACAGGAUCCUUCAUCACACUAUUGGAUUGCCUGAUUUUAGCCAAGAACUCAGAUGCUUCCAGACUGUUACGUGCUUUCAGGCUGUGGUGAAUAACUUGGAAGAUGCACAUGAAUUGAUAGAUACUGCGAUAUCGACUUCUUUGAAAGAAAGCAAGCCUGUUUAUAUCAGUAUCGGUUGUAACUUGCCUGCGAUUCCUCAUCCUACUUUCAGCCGUGAGCCAGUUCCAUUUGCACUUUCUCCCAAAUUGAGUAAUAAGAUGGGCUUGGAGGCUGCAGUUGAGGCAACAGCAGAAUUCUUGAACAAGGCAGUGAAACCAGUGUUGGUUGGUGGACCUAAGCUGAGAGUUGCCCAGGCAUCUGACGCUUUUGUUGAGCUUGCUGAUGCUUGUGGUUAUGCCCUUGCGGUGAUGCCUUCGGCAAAAGGGCUAGUGCCAGAGCAUCAUCCCCAUUUUAUUGGAACUUACUGGGGUGCAGUGAGCACAGCUUUUUGCGCUGAAAUUGUGGAAUCUGCAGAUGCUUAUUUGUUUGCGGGACCUAUAUUUAAUGACUAUAGCUCUGUUGGAUACUCUCUUCUUCUUAAGAAAGAGAAGGCAAUCAUUCUCCAGCCUGACCGUGUUGUUAUUGCGAAUGGGCCUGCAUUUGGGUGUGUUUUGAUGAAGGAUUUCCUGAAAGCACUUUCAAAGCGGCUCAAGCGCAACACUACUGCUUACGACAAUUACCACAGGAUUUAUGUUCCUGAAGGGAUUCCUCUGAAGUGUGAACCUAAAGAGGCACUGAGGGUGAAUGUUCUGUUCCAGCAUAUACAGAAGAUGCUGUCUAGUGAAACUGCUGUGAUUGCUGAGACAGGGGACUCUUGGUUUAACUGCCAGAAACUUAAAUUGCCUAAAGGAUGCGGGUAUGAGUUCCAAAUGCAAUAUGGAUCAAUUGGAUGGUCAGUUGGUGCAACUCUUGGGUAUGCACAGGCUGUGCCUGAGAAGCGUGUAAUUGCUUGCAUUGGUGAUGGCAGCUUCCAGGUGACUGCACAAGAUGUAUCAACAAUGCUGCGAUGUGGGCAGAAGACUAUCAUCUUCCUGAUUAACAAUGGUGGUUAUACCAUUGAAGUUGAGAUUCAUGAUGGACCUUACAAUGUGAUAAAGAACUGGAACUACACUGGAUUGGUUGAUGCAAUCCACAAUGGCGAGGGCAAGUGCUGGACAAAAAAGGUCCGCUGUGAGGAGGAGUUGAUUGAAGCAAUAAAGGAGGCAACUGGACCAAAGAAGGAUUGCUUGUGCUUCAUUGAGAUAAUUGUUCACAGGGAUGAUACCAGCAAAGAGUUGUUGGAAUGGGGUUCCAGGGUCUCGGCCGCCAACAGCCGCCCACCAAACCCGCAGUAGAAUUGUGCUUGUAUAGCCAAGUGAAUACUAUUACCCACCAGUCCUAAUUAGUUGAGUGGUACCUUAUGUGUUACUUGAGUUUUAGUUUCGUGAACGGUUUACUUCAUUUGCCAGGUGCUGUUGUUUUUGCGGGUAUAUUUCUUUUUAAUCAAAGUACUGAAUCAUUUGUUCUUCAUU